AGUCAAGAGUGCCGGUUUGCGGAGAAGCGUUCGCUCGCUCGCAUCUUUCAGGCGUUUCACUUCACACGGGCUGCGAAGUCAGUCCGGUGCGCGCGAGGAGGCGGGCAGGGCGGAUGUGCUGAGAGCACGCGGAGCAUCUUAAGGAAGGGAAGACUCACAGAGGUCCCCUGCUGCACCCUGUUCACACAGCGAUGUCCUCUCGUCUAGGAGAGUCUUACGGUGAUAACAUGUAAAUGCAUUCGAUGAAGAGCACGCCGAGCUUCCAGUUUACUCCUGUCAAGAAAUGGGAAUUACAAUGACUCUGUUUUACCUUCUUCAUCUUCACUGUUUAUUUUCCACUGAAAAAAGGAAAAUUGCUACAAUGACUAUGGAGUGAUGGACUUUUUCUGUACAGUAUGGACAAUUAAAGCUUUGGUGUGCCAUGGCUGAAUGCUUCUUUUGCUGAAACAUGUUUUGAUUUCAAAAGGCUUCUGAAGAACUAAAUUAUAACCAAGAUGUCAAAGAAAAAUCGCAAAGGUGAAAAGCCUGAGGCAGUGAUUGAUGCCUUGCAGGCUGCUAAUGAGGAGCUCCGAAGUAAACUAACAGACAUUCAGAUUGAGCUCCAGCAAGAAAAAAGCAAGGUAUGCAAGCUCAGAGAGAAACUACAGGAGAAUAAACAAGGUCGUGAGCUUGAGCAGCAUAAACAUAUAGUUCUGGUAACAGACUUGAAAGCUAAGCUGCAUGAAGAAAAAAUGAAGGAUAUGCAAGGCCUCCGGGAGGUCUUGAUUAAGCAGCAUGAACAGGAAUUGGCACGUGUGAUCAAGAUCAAAGAUGGGGAGCUACACAGACUGCAAUCUUUAGUAAAUGUUUUGCGUGAUGGGGCAGCUGACAAAGUAAAGACAGCUUUAUUAUGUGAGGCCCGGGAGGAAGCCCGCCGCGGAUUUGAUGGUGAACGUAUAAAACUACAGCAGGAGAUACUGGAACAGAAGUCUGCUAAGAAGCAGGUGGAGGAAGCCUUCAAUAACCUCAUGCAAGCAGACAAAGCCAAAGCCAUGGACCUAAGAAUGGCAUAUCAAAACCAUCAGGAUGAGAUAAACCGAAUUAAAAGGGAUUGUGAAAAGGACAUUCGCAGGCUGAUGGAUGAAAUCAAAGGCAAAGACAGAGUGAUCCUUGCCCUAGAAAAAGAACUUGGUGUUCAGUCUGGUUAUGCCCAAAAGCUUCUGCUGCAAAAAGAGGCUCUUGAUGAACAGUUGGUACAGGUAAAAGAAGCGGAAAGGCAUCAUGGGAGUCCAAAAAGAGAACACCCGCCAAUACUUGGUGAGACAGUGGACUUCAUCCUAAACCAGGAACUACAGAUGGAUGAACGUGAUAUGAGGCGAUUUCAACUGAAAAUUGCGGAGCUUAAUGCUGUAAUUAGAAAACUAGAGGACAGGAAUACACUGUUAGCUGAUGAAAGAAAUGAACUGCUGAAACGGGUGCGAGAAUCUGAGACUCAGAUGAAACCUCUUUUUGAGAAAAAUAAAAGAUUGUCAAAAAAGAAUGAUGACUUGUUGCAGUCUUUGCAGCGAAUGGAGGAGAAGUUAAAAAAUUUGAGUCGGGAACAUGCAGAAAUGAAGGAAAAAUUGCAGACACAGGCACAAACAAUUCUAAGGAGACCAAGUUCUCUCAAUGAUUUGAGUCACACACAUGAUGAGCAGGAAAUUGAAUUUCUUCGGCUUCAGGUGGCUGAGCAGCAGUCAAUGAUAGACGAUCUUACGGUGGAAAGAGACCGUCUGUUAAGAAGCAAAAAGAGCAAAAGAAAAAGUUUAAAGUUGCCAAAGAGGCAUGUUGUGGAGACGUAUUUUGGAUUUGACGAAGAAUCGGUGGAUUCUGAAACGUCGUCCCUAACUUCCUACACCACUGACCGAACAGACAGAACGCCAGCUACACCAGAAGAAGAUCUGGAUGAAGGUAUUUCAAGAGAAGAGUCUGAGCUUAGAUUUAGACAGCUUACAAGAGAGUACCAGGCACUUCAAAGAGCAUACGCUCUUCUUCAGGAGCAAGUAGGAGGAACUCUAGAUGCUGAGCGAGAGUCAAGGACACGAGAGCAGCUGCAGGCAGAUUUAAUAAGGUGCCAGGGGAAAAUUGAAGACCUUGAGAAAUCUCUGGCGGAAACAGGACAGGACUCUAAAUGGGUGGAGGAAAAGCAGUACCUUAUAAGAACAAAUCAAGAGCUUUUGGAAAAGAUCCAGAAACUGGAAUCGGGUGAGAACCAUCUGCGGACUGAGAUGCAGGAUGUCAAGGACCAAAACGAGCUUCUAGAGUUCAGAGUGUUGGAACUUGAAUUCUGCAGUCCAUCUCAUCCAGAUUCUCCACUCCAUCACAUAAAAGCAUUCUUGAUAUAUAUAGUUUUUUGUUAUUAUUAUUUGACACGGUUAAUUUCAACAACUCCCUGCAUGCUUUUUGAUAAUGAGCGUGAACGAAGGUCACCAGCUUUCAAUCUUCAUAUUACAGCCUUCUCGGAGAACAAUGGAAGUGCUCUCCAACUUCACUGCCACCAGGAGGGCAUAAAGGAUGUUGUCAUUCCUGACCUCAUGAAGAAACUGGACAUACUGGGAGAUAAUGGCAACCUGCGAAAUGAGGAACAAGUUGCUGUGAUACAAGCCGUAACUGUACUGUCACUAUGUGAAAAGUGGUUAAAGCAAAUUGAUAGCACAGAGGCCGCCCUUACUCAGAAGAUGCUGGACCUAGAGAAUGAGAAGGAUCUGUUCAGCAAACAGAAAGGAUAUUUAGAAGAAGAACUGGACUACAGGAAGCAAGCACUGGACCAGGCCUAUAUGAAAAUCCAGGAGUUGGAGGCCACACUGUAUAAUGCACUGCAACAAGAUCCAAGCAACAGAGUGAGUGAAUCUUUGACAGAGAAGCAAAAGGAGGACCUGAGAAUAGCUGUGGAAAAGCUGAGGAGACAAAUACUGAGGCAGAGCCGGGAGUUUGACAGUCAGAUCUUACAGGAGCGCAUGGAGCUGCUGCAGCAAGCGCAGCAGAGAAUAAGAGAGCUGGAAGAUAAAAUAGAACUUCAAAAAAGACAAAUUAAGGAAAUAGAAGAAAAGCUUUUAUUCUCUGGCCUUGAUGGUGCUAAAAUGUGCAGAAAACAGGCACAAAAUUUAAAACAUGAAGGUGGAGCAUUAAAAUGGAACAAUCAGACGUACUGUAUGUAUAUUGAAGUGUACUGAGUAACAAUCAAGAGGGAAAGUAUAAUGUUAAUCUAGUGCUUCUAAAGACAGCAUUUUUAUAAAUUAAAUCAAACUCAGAGGAAGAAGCUGAAAUUAUUAUUUCGCUGUUUAUGAACUAAAGAUACUGUCAAACCAAUUAUAUAUUUUUGUACUUUUAAUGAAAACAGUUAAAAUAAAAGAAUGGAGUAUCAAGAUCAUUUCAGCAUAGAACAUGUUUGU
This is a messenger RNA of Polypterus senegalus (gray bichir), 3410 nucleotides long. RefSeq names its product janus kinase and microtubule interacting protein 1 (gene jakmip1). Gene Ontology annotation, molecular function: microtubule binding; kinase binding; GABA receptor binding. The record is from RefSeq and is a predicted model, not a curated record. The transcript has 25 exons. Bases 495 to 3191 code for a protein of 898 amino acids. NCBI's taxonomy places the organism in Eukaryota, Metazoa, Chordata, Cladistia, Polypteriformes, Polypteridae.